Molecule: messenger RNA, 1067 nt
Organism: Setaria italica (foxtail millet)
Lineage: Eukaryota; Viridiplantae; Streptophyta; Magnoliopsida; Poales; Poaceae
Product: VQ motif-containing protein 22
Exons: 1
Coding region: 51-719 (222 amino acids)
Source: RefSeq, a predicted model, not a curated record
CACCAAACCCUACAUCUCCAUCCCACCCCCUCACGCCCUCCGAUCCUCCCAUGGCGUCCACCGCCAGCGACAGCCCCCCGUCCUCCCCGGCCGCACCGGCCUCCGCUUUCCUCGACGAUCACCACCAGCUCUUCCUCGACCCGGGCGCCACCAGCUCCUUCUUACCCGCCACCUCCUCGCGGGAGCCCCUGCCGCCUGCCCCGGCCUCAUCAUCAGCCGCGGCGCGCAAGCCGCCGCGGAAACGCCCGAGGGCGUCGCGCCGGCCGCCCACCACCGUGCUCACCACCGACACCUCCAACUUCCGCGCCAUGGUGCAGGAGUUCACCGGCAUCCCCGCGCCGCCGCCGUUCGCGCCCCACCUCGGCGGCCCAGGCGUGCUCUUCGGCGUUCCCCAUCACGAUCCCGCCGCCGCGGGCACGCGCGCGCCCCUCGAGCUGCUGAUCCGCCCGUCGCCUCUCAAGCUCCCCGCCGCACCGCACGCCUCGCCUCCCGCCGGCUCAUUCGCGCACUCCCUGUUCCCCAGCAGCAAUAACCCGAAUCCUGCUGGGUCGAGCUCUGAAUUAUUCUACAGCGGCUUCGCGCCGACGCUCUCCGGUGACGUCCCGCGAUACGACGGCGGCGGCUUCGAGGUCGAGGCGGCGGAAGACGAGAGAGUGGGACAUGGCCACGGCCUCUUCUCGUCUUUGUUGCACUCCGGUGAUAGGUACCACAGCCACUAAUCGUGUGCAUGUGGAGAUGGGAGGAAGAUGCUAAUUCUUUCAUCAUCUACUUGGCAAGGCUCUGAUGACAAGGCUAAUUCAACAUAUACGGUAUGUUUAGUUGAAUAAUUCUUCUUGAUUUUGGUGUGAGAGAUGUAAAUAAUAUACAAGGUUUUCAUCUCUUGUUUUGCUUGUGUUUCUUGGAAUGAAAAGACUCAAUGCAUUGUAAAAGGUACUUUCCUUACUGGUGUUUGUAUCCUCAUCAGUUCGGCUCACGUCCCUGUCGAGAUGAGACGAUACGAUGAAACUCUUUCUUAUGGUCAUUUUUGUUUUCUCUUCUUUUUCAAUGCACCGUGAAGGUUAUGUUUA